UCACCAUUCUCCGUCUCUCUCUCUCUCUUCCUUAUCAUCAAACUUGCUCAGCUCCGAUCACCGUCUUUGAAGAUGUCCGAGGGAUCAGAAGAAUCGAAAUCAAAGGUAGAGUCUGCCGGAGAGUUAUUGGAUGUCGACAACGAGAACUGCAGUAGCAGUGGAAGCGGCGGCGAGACGAAGAGGACUUGCGUUGAUUGCGGAACACUCCGAACUCCUCUCUGGCGCGGUGGCCCUGCUGGUCCUAAGUCGUUGUGCAAUGCUUGUGGGAUCAAGAGCAGGAAGAAGAGGCAAGCGGCUCUUGGAAUCAAACCAGACGAGAAGAAGAGAAACAGAAAAAGCAACAGCAGCAGUGAUAGUGAUCUAAGCUUUGAUGAUCAUAGAGACUGUAAGAAGAAGAAGAAGAUCAACAAAGGUGAUGAUGAUGAUUCCAGAAAUUGCAGCAGCGAAGGAGUGAGUAAGUAUUUGGAUUUGGGGUUCAAAGUUCCGGUGAUGAAGCGAUCGGCGGUUGAGAAGAAGAGGCUAUGGAAGAAACUCGGCGAGGAAGAAAGAGCCGCCGUGCUUCUCAUGGCGCUCUCUUGUGGCUCUGUUUUUUCAUAAACGAAGAUGAAAAAGCUUUUUUUGUUAUUUUUGAGGAGGGAAUAAUAAUUAAUGAAGAGUCUGAUUAAUUAAUUUAACUAGGUAGCGAGAGAUUAGUAUGUGUAAUAGUUAGUGAUGUCGUCUUUUUUGGUUCCCACUAAUGUUAUGUAUUCAUUCGUCAAUGAAUUUCAAUUUUGAGAGCA
Messenger RNA from Brassica napus (rape), 779 nucleotides. RefSeq names its product GATA transcription factor 17. The transcript is spliced from 2 exons. NCBI's taxonomy places the organism in Eukaryota, Viridiplantae, Streptophyta, Magnoliopsida, Brassicales, Brassicaceae. Gene Ontology annotation, biological process: regulation of DNA-templated transcription. The record is from RefSeq and is a predicted model, not a curated record. The coding region runs from base 73 to 597 and encodes 174 amino acids. Gene Ontology annotation, molecular function: sequence-specific DNA binding; zinc ion binding.